Pyricularia pennisetigena is the source of this 1539-nucleotide messenger RNA. RefSeq lists its product as uncharacterized. Lineage: Eukaryota; Fungi; Ascomycota; Sordariomycetes; Magnaporthales; Pyriculariaceae. Bases 1 to 1539 code for a protein of 512 amino acids. The record is from RefSeq and is a predicted model, not a curated record. Gene Ontology annotation, cellular component: extracellular region. The transcript is spliced from 2 exons.
AUGAAGGCCCCCCGUGUUUUGUUGUUCCUCUCGGCGGUGGCCAACGCCGCCCACUUCUCCAGGGAGCAGUACGAAUCUGGAGAAGUGCACCAGAAGAUCAUCGACAUGAAGAAUGCCCAAUGGGAUGCGCUCGAAGCAGCCGGCGCCCUAGACUCGACGCAGUGGCCGUCUUGGCGCACCUGGGACCAGCUCGACGCCGGUGUCAAGAGCGGUCGUCUAGAGUGCAAGGAUGGAGUCGCCGUCGCGGAAGAAGGCAACCCGAUGCAGACUUUUCGCUGCAAGAACAUGGACCUCUACGACUUCAUGAACCAUCACGACAUGGGAGGCGGCGAGAAUGACCCCAGGUACCCCAACAGGCGCGGCUCCUCCAUCUGGGGCUGGGUCUCCCCUCAAGGGCGGCAGAUCGCGCUGAUCGGACAGCAUACGGGCACGGCGUUUGUGGAAGUCAGCUGCAAGGGCAAGAUGCGGUACCUGGGCCGGCUGCCGGCUCAGGACCCCGUGGGCUCGUCGUGGCGCGAGAUCCGCGUGCUCAAGGACAUGGCCAUCAUCGGGUCCGAGGCGGUGGGCCACAACAUCCAGAUCUUUGACCUGAACAAGGUCGCCAACCUCAGCCCGGACAGCCCCGUCACCUUCGACCCGCAGACGGACCUGAUGGGGCUGUUCGACGACCUCCCGAUCGGCCGGGCGCACAACGUGGUGGUCGACUGGGACAACGAGUACGCCAUCGCGGUCGGGGCGCAGCCGCGCAACCAGACGUGCCAGGCCGGGCUCGAGUACAUCGACCUGAGCGACCCGGGCAGCCCGUUCAAGCCCGGGUGCGCGAGCGGCGACGGCUACACGCACGACGCGCAGUGCGUGACGUACAACGGGCCGGACAGGCGGUUCCUGGGCCGCAACGUCUGCGUCGCCUACAACGAGGACAGCGUCACCGUCUGGGACUCGACCGACCGGGCCGCCUCCACCAUGCUCAGCCGCCUCGAGUACCCCGGCGCCACCUACACGCACCAGGGCUGGUGGACCGAGCGCAACUGGCACCAGUUCGUGCUGCUCAACGACGAGCUGGACGAGGUCGAGGGCGUCGGCGCCGCCGCCCCGGGCAUCCCCAUCACCCACAUCGUCGACCUGACCGACCUGACCGCCCCCAGGUACACCGGCUUCUUCGAGAACACGGACCACAGGGCCAUCGACCACAACCUGUACAUCGAAGACGGCGUCAUGUUCCAGUCCAACUACGGCGCCGGCGUCUGGGUCACCGACGUCAGCUCCAUCGCCCGGCACCCGGACGGCAGCAAGGUCGAGAAGCUUGCCUUUUUCGACAUGCACCCCGAGGACGACGCCGCCGGCGGCUCCAACGAGUUUGUCGGCUCCUGGGGCAACUUCCAGUUCCCCUCGGGCUUCAUCGUCGCCAACACCUUUGAGCGCGGCGCCUACGUUCUCCGCGUCGCCAGCGGGCCCGGUCGCAACGGCGGUGCCGGCUUUGGUGGUCCGUCAAAGCUGCCCAGCGUCGGCAGGCGACAGGCUCGUGCGUCUCCGAGGUAG